Argiope bruennichi is the source of this 1625-nucleotide messenger RNA. RefSeq names its product tubulin alpha-2/alpha-4 chain. The coding region runs from base 149 to 1504 and encodes 451 amino acids. Gene Ontology annotation, cellular component: cytoplasm; microtubule. Gene Ontology annotation, biological process: microtubule cytoskeleton organization; mitotic cell cycle. Lineage: Eukaryota; Metazoa; Arthropoda; Arachnida; Araneae; Araneidae. Gene Ontology annotation, molecular function: structural constituent of cytoskeleton; GTP binding. The transcript has 4 exons. The record is from RefSeq and is a predicted model, not a curated record.
GCCUGUAACCAUAACUGACUUUUUAGGCGUUUCCCGCUUUAUAAACGGUUUUACUUUUUAUUUCCGGAAGCUAUUGCAACAAUCGACGGACGAGUAAUAUCUGUUGUCAUUUUUGUAAUUCUCUGAAUAUACUUAAUAUUUGAUAAAAAUGCGAGAGUGUAUCAGUGUACAUGUUGGCCAAGCUGGUGUCCAGAUUGGUAAUGCCUGCUGGGAGCUUUAUUGUUUGGAGCAUGGAAUCCAACCUGAUGGUCAAAUGCCUAGUGAUAAAACAAUAGGUGGCGGUGACGAUUCCUUCAAUACCUUCUUCAGUGAAACUGGAGCUGGUAAACAUGUUCCUAGAGCUGUUUACGUGGAUUUGGAACCAACUGUUGUUGAUGAAGUCCGUACUGGCACUUACAGGCAGUUGUUCCAUCCUGAACAACUGAUUACUGGUAAAGAAGAUGCUGCUAACAAUUACGCAAGAGGCCAUUAUACAAUUGGAAAAGAAAUUGUUGAUCUAGUAUUGGAUAGAAUCCGUAAACUGGCUGAUCAAUGCACUGGUCUUCAAGGUUUCUUGAUUUUCCACAGUUUUGGUGGUGGAACUGGAUCAGGUUUCACUUCUUUGUUGAUGGAAAGAUUAUCAGUUGAUUAUGGCAAGAAAUCAAAAUUGGAAUUUGCUAUUUAUCCAGCUCCUCAGAUAUCCACAGCAGUUGUUGAGCCUUACAACUCCAUUCUUACUACUCAUACUACCUUGGAACAUUCUGAUUGCGCUUUCAUGGUUGACAAUGAAGCUAUUUAUGACAUCUGCCGAAGAAAUCUUGACAUUGAGCGUCCUACUUACACAAACCUUAACAGGCUUAUUGGACAGAUUGUUUCAUCUAUUACUGCUUCCUUGAGGUUUGAUGGUGCUCUUAAUGUAGAUCUUACUGAAUUCCAAACAAAUCUUGUGCCCUAUCCUAGAAUUCAUUUCCCCCUGGUUACCUAUGCUCCUGUUAUUUCUGCUGAGAAGGCUUAUCAUGAGCAACUGACUGUUUCUGAAAUCACUAAUGCCUGCUUCGAGCCUGCCAACCAGAUGGUAAAAUGUGAUCCCAGACAUGGAAAAUAUAUGGCUUGCUGUCUCUUGUACAGAGGUGAUGUUGUACCAAAGGAUGUAAAUGCUGCUAUUGCUGCCAUCAAGACUAAACGAACAAUUCAAUUUGUAGACUGGUGUCCUACUGGUUUCAAGGUGGGAAUCAACUACCAACCACCAACUGUUGUCCCUGGUGGAGAUCUUGCUAAAGUUCAGAGAGCUGUGUGCAUGCUUUCAAACACAACAGCCAUUGCUGAAGCCUGGGCUCGUUUAGACCAUAAAUUUGAUCUUAUGUAUGCCAAGAGGGCUUUUGUCCACUGGUAUGUUGGUGAAGGUAUGGAAGAAGGUGAAUUCUCUGAAGCCAGAGAAGAUUUGGCUGCUCUGGAAAAAGAUUAUGAAGAGGUUGGAAUCGAUUCUGCUGAAGGUGGAGAAGAUGAAGGAGAUGAAGAAUUUUAAUUCUUUUGAUUUCAAGCUGGAAUUUGAAAUCUUAAUGCGUUGUCAUUAAAGUGUUCAUUCCAAUUUUUUUUACUAGAAAAUUGUGAAAUUUUGAACUAAAUAAAUCCGAUUUUGAUUUUAA